Molecule: messenger RNA, 1183 nt
Organism: Gasterosteus aculeatus aculeatus (three-spined stickleback)
Lineage: Eukaryota; Metazoa; Chordata; Actinopteri; Perciformes; Gasterosteidae
Product: protein FAM237A-like
Source: RefSeq, a predicted model, not a curated record
UGUCCCCCGUCGCGUCGUCUGCAGAUGGUCCCACAUCUCGUGCACGCACCUGUGGCCACGGUGUUCGUGCUGAGCUGCAUGUGCGCCGUGCCGCUGCACGGCCACCGGCCGCCCGACGUCGACCCGCUGGCGGCCCCCCGCUCCAACCCGCAGUGCUGGGACUCCUCCUCGGCGCUGCUGCUGGAGAUGCGCUCCCCGAGGAUCGCCGACACCGUGCCCGCCUUCUGGGACACGAUGCUGCUCCUCAGGUCGUCGGACGACGGCAAACACACGGCGCUGUUUUGGGACCUGGCCCGGGUCUUCUGGGACCUCUAUCUGGACUGCGUGCUGUCCGCGAGCCACGGGCUGGGGCGCAGACACAUCCCCGCUUUGCACUCCGUCAUCACGGAUGAGUCCUUCACAUGGAAAAGCUCAGGAUCCAGGGGCCGAGUGUGGUUCAGUGUCAGAGUGAGACCCAGAGGACACAUCAAGACCCUGAAGAUCAAACACAGAUCAAACACACUCUACUACAAAUAGUUCAUUUAUUUCCAGGUUAUAAUGUUUUACUAGAAAAUAUCACUGCCUCCCUAAUGUAGUAUUUCUACCCCAAAGUUAUGCGUGGCUCUCAAUAAAAGGUUCUAUUAACACAUAUAAAUUCACUUUAUUGGUGGCAAUGCUCCAUAAGAUGUGUAACUCAUAUCAAGACACGUGGAAAUGUUUAACAAAAGGAAAAUGUUAUCCAUUUAGAAACAAGUUUUGUGGUUUCUUCAAAUCCUUUGUGUUGUGUGAGUUAACUGGUAACCCGAUGAGGAACUGCAUUGUUGCUAUGGUUACCUGCAGUUUACCUGACACACUGAUUCCAAAUGGUGAUCAAAACAUUUUAACUAUAUUUGUUGGUUUAUUUUUGAUAUCAUAUGUGAUAUUUUACAAUCAAAGGUAAUAGUAUUUUUUAUGUGACAAUGUUGAUUUGUUUGUUAAUUUUAAGAAUGAAUUAAAUUAGCCAAAUAAUGGCUGAAAAUUGUUUUUCCUUGACUUAGUAGACAACCCAAGUGGACCACACUGAGCAAUUCCUAAAAAGAUGUUUGUGCUACGUGACUAAACGUUCUUGAGCUUUUACGACUGACUGUUAAGGAUCUGUGCUCGAUUGUGGCGUCACAUCCGGAGCGCGUCAAUAUUUCAGUGUGGACCGGUUUGGCUCACACAC